AUGGAGCGCUGCUUCGGAGACGAAGAAAAUUUUGGUUUCACUCCGAGUGAUUUUCAAAAGCUUGAAAGAGAAGCCAGAAUCUGUCGAAAAUUAAACCAUCCUAAUAUCGUUCGGUUACAUGACAGUAUACAAGAGGAAGGAUACCAUUACUUAAUAUUUGAUCUGGUGACUGGAGGCGAACUCUUUGAAGAUAUUGUUGCAAGAGAAUAUUACAGCGAAGCCGAUGCUAGUCACUGUAUACAACAAAUAUUAGAAAGUGUAAGCCAUUGUCAUCAAAAUAGUGUUGUGCACAGGGAUUUGAAGCCAGAGAACUUACUGUUGGCUAGUAAAGCAAAAGGAGCAGCUGUAAAACUUGCUGACUUCGGUUUAGCAAUUGAGGUACAAGGAGAGCAGCAAGCUUGGUAUGGAUUUGCAGGCACUCCAGGUUAUCUUUCACCAGAAGUUCUUAAAAAAGAUCCAUAUGGAAAACCUGUUGACAUAUGGGCGUGUGGAGUUAUUUUGUAUAUUUUACUUGUUGGCUAUCCACCUUUCUGGGAUGAAGACCAACACAGGUUAUAUGCACAAAUCAAAGCUGGUGCUUAUGAUUAUCCAUCACCUGAAUGGGAUACAGUUACUCCAGAAGCAAAGAACUUGAUAAAUAGUAUGUUGACAGUAAAUCCAGCCAAACGAAUUACUGCUAAUGAAGCCCUUAAACAUCCUUGGAUUUGUCAACGAGAGCGUGUUGCAUCAACACUGCAUCGUCAAGAAACUGUGGACUGCUUAAAGAAAUUCAAUGCACGACGUAAAUUAAAAGGUGCCAUUCUCACAACUAUGUUAGCAACACGAAAUUUCUCUAUCAUUUCUCGAGGUCGAAGUAUUAUGGCAAAAAAGGGAGAAGGCUCUCAAGUAAAAGAAUCAACUGACAGCAGUACAACUUUAGAAGAUGAGGAUGUAAAAGGUUUGUUUUAAUGUCAUCCUGUUUAU
Molecule: messenger RNA, 963 nt
Organism: Stegodyphus dumicola
Lineage: Eukaryota; Metazoa; Arthropoda; Arachnida; Araneae; Eresidae
Product: calcium/calmodulin-dependent protein kinase type II alpha chain
Biological process (GO): protein phosphorylation
Molecular function (GO): ATP binding; calmodulin binding; calcium/calmodulin-dependent protein kinase activity
Source: RefSeq, a predicted model, not a curated record